Molecule: messenger RNA, 956 nt
Organism: Ceraceosorus guamensis
Lineage: Eukaryota; Fungi; Basidiomycota; Exobasidiomycetes; Ceraceosorales; Ceraceosoraceae
Exons: 6
Coding region: 124-693 (189 amino acids)
Source: RefSeq, a predicted model, not a curated record
CUCUGCUUCACAAUCUACUCUACUCCUCGGCGCGGCAGCUCUUCAGCACUCGGAGCACUUUGCGCAAGUCAACAGGACAAACAACCAACAGUCACAGCAGCCUUGCUACGGGAGCGCUCCAAGAUGAGCAGUUCAGACGACGAAUGCACCUGCGGUGCCCGCAAAGAAGAGCGUCCGCUGUAUGUGGUGUCGAUGUAUGCUGGCAACAAGGUCGCACAGAAGGACAUGGAUAGAUUCAAUUGGACAAUUUAUAAAAACAAGGUCAGCAAAGGAAAGGCUGUGAAGAUUGCAACCGCGGCGAAGCAGAUCUUGGCAUCUCCAUCGAGCGAUGAGGAGGACAGCAAAGACAACUCGAUGCCUACCAAGAAGCCCAAUGAGUCCAAGCACGGAGAUGCCAAGCCGGUACACAUCAAGCACGAAUGCGGCUCGCAAGCCUCUCCUGCUGUCUCUGCAGGUGCUGUCGGAAACAGCAAAAUUGGAAGCGACAUGUCUCUUCCAUCCCUGGCCAACUCUGAUGAGGACUUUACGAUGGGCGAGAUCAAGAAGACUGUCAAGCGAAAGCGUGGAGGCAGUACUGAUGUCUUUCGCAGCAAGGAUGACAAUGCAGAGGCGACCCGCAGCUCUGUGAACACCAAGAGAUCUCAUUCAAGCAAGCUUCUUGUGCCCAAGCACAGCGAUGAGGAGUCGCAGUAGGCCCUUUGAAACCCCACAGGCAGGAUGAAGAGGUCGCAGUUUACAAGGGCCACAAGAAGAGAAACGAUGACGUCACUCGACGGAUGAACGGAAGCCUGCACUAGAACCGUCGCCAUCAUCAGCAGGUUUCGUCUCUCGGAUCUGAGGCCGAAAGCACCAAGGCUAUCACAGACGAUGCGUGACUUGAGACAAAGGCCCGCCCCUUUACACUCUGACCAUACUGUACCAAGUGUACCAUUUCGAAUUAGUUGUACAAAUUUGAU